Messenger RNA from Sabethes cyaneus, 2748 nucleotides. It is a transcript of the gene Hdc, whose product is annotated as histidine decarboxylase. The coding region runs from base 1 to 2748 and encodes 915 amino acids. The transcript is spliced from 11 exons. The record is from RefSeq and is a predicted model, not a curated record. Gene Ontology annotation, biological process: L-histidine catabolic process; histamine biosynthetic process. Gene Ontology annotation, molecular function: pyridoxal phosphate binding; histidine decarboxylase activity. Lineage: Eukaryota; Metazoa; Arthropoda; Insecta; Diptera; Culicidae.
AUGGACUUCGACGAGUAUCGCAAAAGAGGCAAGGAAAUGGUAGACUACAUCGCCGAUUAUCUGGAGACCAUCCGUGAGCGACGAGUGCUACCGGACGUCAAACCUGGCUACAUGCGCAAUCUGUUGCCUGACUCGGCACCCCUCGAAGGUGAACCCUGGCAGACGAUCAUCGACGACGUCGAACGGGUGAUAAUGCCGGGCGUAACGCACUGGCAAAGCCCGCACAUGCAUGCAUACUUUCCGGCGCUCAACUCGUUUCCUUCGUUGCUCGGCGAUAUGCUGGCAGAUGCUAUAAAUUGCCUGGGAUUUACUUGGGCUUCAUCUCCGGCAUGCACCGAGCUCGAAUCAAUCGUCAUGAACUGGUUGGGUAAAAUGAUUGGCCUGCCGGAUGAGUUUCUGCACAUCCCAGGCGUCAGCCACGGGGGUGGAGUAAUUCAAACGACAGCCAGCGAAGCUACGCUGGUUUGUCUACUGGCAGGGCGCACAUUGGCCAUCAGACGGUUCCACGAGCAUACGCCCGGCCAGCAGGACGCGGAAAUCAACGCACGGCUGGUGGCGUACUGCUCGGACCAGGCUCACUCGAGCGUCGAGAAGGCAGCUCUAAUCGGAUUGGUGCGGAUGCGAUUCAUUGAAGCCGACGACGGUCUCAGUUUGGGCGGGCGCGCCCUGGAGGAGGCCAUCAACGAGGACAUCAAGCAAGGGCUGAUUCCUUUCUGGGUUUGUGCCACACUAGGUACUACUGGAGCGUGUGCCUUCGAUAACCUGCAGGAGGUCGGUGAAGUUUGUGCCCGGUAUAAAAUCUGGUUGCAUGUCGACGCUGCCUACGCUGGUAGUGCUUUUAUUUGUCCGGAGUUUCGGAUAUGGCUAAAGGGCAUUAACCGUGCGGAUUCGAUUGCUUUCAACCCUUCCAAAUGGUUGAUGGUUCAUUUCGAUUGCACUGCUAUGUGGGUCAAAAAUAGUGGAGCUUUGCACAGGACAUUUAACGUUGAGCCACUCUAUUUACAGCAUGAAAAUUCCGGAUUGGCCAUUGACUAUAUGCACUGGCAAAUUCCACUGAGCAAACGCUUCCGUGCUCUGAAGCUGUGGUUUGUGCUGCGAAGUUUCGGAAUCAAAGGUUUGCAGAAACACAUCCGCGAAGGAGUCCGGUUAGCACAAAAAUUUGAAGCCCUAGUGCUUGCCGACCAUCGUUUCGAAAUCCCAGCCGUGCGUCAUCUCGGAAUGGUGGUGUUCAGGAUUCGCGGUGAAAACCAUCUUACCGAGAAGCUACUGAAACGACUCAACCAUCGCGGUAAUCUGCAUGCUGUGCCGGCAUCGCUCAAGGGAAAAUACGUCAUUCGAUUCACCGUCACUUCAACCCGUACUACCAGUGAGGAUAUCCUAAAGGAUUGGUAUGAAAUUAAGACGGUUACCGGAGAUAUGCUGGAAGAACUGAACGUUAAAAUAGCGGACCGCUCAAGAGUGCCUCUAAGAGAUACUCGCGAAAAGAAUGAAGCGUUCGGUUCGAGUCUCCUUCUGGCAAAUUCGCCAAUGUCACCGAAAAUUGUUAACGGAUCGUUCGCGGCAAUCUUCGACGCCGAUGAGUUUUUGGCUAAAGUUUACGCCGGAGUACGUAUUUCGAACCAGGAUUCGCCGGCUAUGAGACGCCGUGUUCGGGGAAUACUCAUGUCCGGUAAGCAGUUCUCGCUGGACUCCCGCAUGGAUCUGGUAGUGCAAGGCAUCAGUCCUGGCGAGGUGAAAAAUGGCAUCGAGUCCAAAGCCAUUACCGAGGACUGCGAAGAGGUUUGGGAAGCUUGUGAGCAGAUGGAAGUUGUAGAUCAAGAAAUGUUGUUUAUGACGUUGUUCCCCUCGUUUCUGCUGCCAAUUCCAUUGCCCUACCGGACCCCUCCACCAACUCCACGCCGACAGUUCCGCUCGCAAAGUGUGGAUGUCGGCAUGAUUCAAGUCCAAACUAAUGCCGCCAACAGUUUACAAAACCUACUAUCGAAACCGACCGCCAGACGUUCCGAACCGUACUUUUCGACGGAUUCUCUUGACCAAGCCUUCACUCUACCGUCGCUCGCAUCCUCCAACGCUUCGUCCGCCAAGGCAUCGUACGAAUCUAACCUGGAUUCGAUCGACGAAAACCGCUCUCUGCACAGCUACCGCGCGAGUUCUUUAUCGAAGCGCCGCUGUUCGGACAGCAGCCAUCUGUUUUCGUUGACCGUACCGAACGCAUAUCCGGAAAAACGUCAAUCAGAGCCCAUGAUUCGGUGUGCGUUCUAUAACAAAAGUUUCGACAUCAUGUGUCCGAAGCCAGCGGGCGGGGUCAAGCGAGUUCUAUCGCAAAACGACAUCGCAAGGCGACCGUUUCGGCGGCAAAUCUCCACAAUCAACGAGAUUAUAACCGACGAAGCCAUUCUGCUCGACGGCAGGGUAGUUGAACACGAUUGGAAGAAGCUGAAUUUGAUUGCCCCAAAAUUUCAGUGUUGCAUCUCGGACGAGCACGGGCAGUGCAUAAAUUUCGACCCCGUCUAUCACAAUCACGAUCCACAGCUGAAUGUAAAGGAUAUUCUUCGGAAAACGUUACAGUUUGAGGAGAACUUUGUGGAAAAAUUUGAACAGGUUUGCCCCCAGAUGGAUGCUUUGAACGACCGGAAAGAGCGAGAACCGGAGCGGAAGUGCCGGAUCGGAACACGAUGUGAUGAUGAAGUAAUUUAUGAAAAUGUUAAAAUUUGUCGCAAAUGUGGACAUUGUACCGUUAGAUUGUAG